This is a messenger RNA of Haemonchus placei, 456 nucleotides long. The record is from the annotation of a GenBank genome assembly. Lineage: Eukaryota; Metazoa; Nematoda; Chromadorea; Rhabditida; Trichostrongylidae.
AUGUUCGACGAGGCGGUUGUAUUCUUCACCGAUGUUGCCGAUAACGGAAUCUCCCUACUCACUCGCAAGGGAAGCGAAGUGGUCCAACGCGGAAGAGAUGAUGGUCCGAUCCCGUUAGAACUUUGGAACAACAACGACGUCAGUCAAGCAAAAUCUCUGAUUGAGGAUGAUGUGGUCCAUUUCAUUAUGGAACUGUCCCCAGCCGUUCUUCUGAGCGCUUCUGGGUUCAAUCUUGGCGCUAAAAUCACCGACGAUGACCUUGAAGAAAGUGUGGUCUUCCCUGUAGAGCCUCUCCGAGCUUUCGUACGAAUCGAUGUUCACGACCAAGUGACGACGAUUGACGAGGACACCUGUGCCGCUCUGCUGUCGCAUGUUCCAAGAAGCAGUUCUUCCGGUCUCAAAUGCAGCGUGCAGCGAGCUAUACCUUCCGUCUCGGCCAGUUCGAUGACGUCGUAA